Messenger RNA from Xenopus laevis (African clawed frog), 6247 nucleotides. RefSeq names its product ADNP homeobox 2 L homeolog (gene adnp2.L). The record is from RefSeq and is a predicted model, not a curated record. Gene Ontology annotation, biological process: regulation of gene expression. The transcript has 2 exons. NCBI's taxonomy places the organism in Eukaryota, Metazoa, Chordata, Amphibia, Anura, Pipidae. Gene Ontology annotation, molecular function: DNA binding. Bases 696 to 3314 code for a protein of 872 amino acids. Gene Ontology annotation, cellular component: nucleus.
UUAAAAUCUUAUUUUCUCAUUUUGCUAUGACCCUCCCUUGAUGUCACUGAUAUCCUAAAUGAAGUACAUUUGUCAGCCAGAAUGAACGAAUGAUCAGAGAGUCAUGAAUAUCUCAUCUUUGUGCAUAGUGUGUUACACAGAUUGGACUAACAUAUGUUCCUAGUAAAAUGCAGCUGUGUAGCUUGCAUAUCUCUCACAGAUACAAAUUGUAAUCGGUAUAUGCAGAUACAGAUUAUAACAGGAGAGCCAUUUUUGAAUUAUACACAUAAUACACAAUAGCCAUGGAUAUCCUGUAAAUUGUAUCUUUAAAGGGAUUCUGUGACGGGAAAACCUUUUUUUUACCCCCAAAAAAAUGCAUCCGUUAAUAGUGCAGCUCCAGCAGAAUUCUGCACUGAAAUCAGUUUUUCAAAGAGCAAACUGAUUUUUCUAAUUUAAUUUUGAAAUCUGGGGCUAGAUAUGUUUGUUUCCCAGGUGUCCUUUGUCAUGUGACCUGUGCUCUGAUAAACUUCAGUCACUCUUUACUGCUGUACUGCAAGUUGGAAUUAUAUCACCCCCCAGUUUAUCAUCAGAACAAUUGGAAGGAUUACAGGUCAAAGACAUUUUGCUGCAGUCUUUGCAGAUUUUCAACCAAGUUACUUUCUUCAUUCAAGAGUCAUCUAAAACGCUAUCAUGAUGAUGAAAAGGACCAAGAGCUUAUGGCUUCUUGCCCCAGCUGCCCAUUUACUUCACAGUCAAAAACUGUGGUAAAACACAUGAGGAUAUUUCACUCAAGUACUAGAAAAACCCCUUCCAAUAACACAAGAGAGAAUGUAAAUAUACCCAGAAAUCAUCUGAUGGUCAAAUUUUCUUGUACCAAAUGCCCCUAUACAGACACAUUAUACUACAGUAUGAAAAAGCAUGUUCUUAUGACCCAUUAUGAAGACUUGGUUGUUUCUUAUUUUGGAGAAAAAACAGAUGAAGACAUUGCAAAUGUAAGCUUGAAUUCCACCAUUUCUUUCUUUAAGCUUCAGCCCGUUGAUAAAUUCUAUUGCAAGCAAUGUAAUUCAACUGCCAGCUCUAAUGAUGCACUGGUGUAUCAUAUUUUGACAUCUGAAAAGCACAGAGACCUGGAACAGAAGCUGAGGGGUGACAUUUUAGAAACUAGUAAGGAAAGAAUUAGAAAAAUGCAAACAAAGCUAAUCCAAACUGACUUUAUUCCUAGAAAACCUAUAUUGGCACCCAGAUCAAAUACUCCAAUCACAAUUAAUCACACCAUUAGAUUAGCUUCUGUUCCACAAAAUGGGCCAAGUCAAACAAUGGCGACAUCAGUUACCCAUAACCAAAAUGCUGUGCCAACAUUCUCUGCUGUCGCCACUUCUUCAGGAGGUUUAACCACUAACUCACCUGCUGCAGGUUCCAUUAAUACUCAAGUUAAAUAUGUAACUGCUUCUCUGCCACAGAAUCCAAACAUCUCCCUUCAAUCAUCCCUUUCUCAACCAGUGUUUGUAUCCCAAAGGUUUCCAGUUAACCAAUCUGUUGCAGCAGUCCUUUCUCCAGGGUGUAUUGUUCCUACAUCUCAGACUUCAGUAAGGCCUGCUGUUCUCCCUAUCAACCAGACAUUGCCUGGAGGAUUGCUUCCUGUAAAUCAACCGGCAGUACUUGCAUGUCCUCCUCAGACUUUACAACCUAAUAUUAUCAAUGUGAAUCAAGCAGUAAGGCCUGCAGUUUUUCCAGUAAAUCAGCCUCUUGGUCCUAAUAAUUCUACAGCAAAUCAACCUGGGGUUGCGCAAAACACUUUCCUCACAGCCCCAAUAUUUAGACAGCUCAUUCCAACUGGUAAGCAAGUUAAUGGGAUACCUACAUAUACCCUCGCUCCAAUCUCUGUUUUGCCGGUGGCUCCGUGUCCAGUUCCUGCUGUCAACCCUUCAAAGGCACUAGAACAAAACUUGCAGACCGAUAAAGCAAUGCAAGUUUCACCUUCUCCAGCUGUUGCACCAUCACCUCCUGUUGCUAAGAUGACACAAGCACUCCAAUCAAAAAGCCCAGGCCUUACUGCCACUCCAGGUCCCUUUGGUAAAGAGACCAAACUAUGGAAGUCAUGCCCAGUAUGCAGUGAGCUCUUUCCUUCAAACGUCUAUGAAGUACAUAUGCAAGUUGCUCAUGUCAAAGGAGGAAAUGUCAGAAGAAGAAGAAAUGCCAAAUUGACAGAUAACUCGUAUAGUAUGGAAACGAAAGAGUGUGUAACAAUUGCGGCACAAGCUUCUUUCUUGAAAAUCUUGAAAGAAAAUUGCAUUCAAUGUAUUUCUUGCAGGUGCUUAGCGUCAGAAGAACUGUUAAAACAUCUAUUGAUGCAUGGCAUGAUUUGUUUGUACUGCAAAGCUGUGUUUCAUGAACUAAGGAACUUUGUCUAUCACAUGAAAAUUCUGCAUUUAGGCAAAAAGAAACUACAUCCAGACUUUUCCAAGAAAGCAUUUGAAAUCCCCAGUGAUUUAAAUGGCAAUGCACUUUUCCCCCGUUUCGAUUUCAACUUAAAAGUGUCAAAGGAUGAGCUUGGAGACAGAGAGAUAAAUCUUGUUGUAGUAACAGGAACAAAUUCUCAAACUGCUGCUCCCAUAUAUAUUAAAAUCCAGAAUAAAAAUACUGAUUUAGGUCACCAGCCAAACUCUAAAUGCCCCUUUUGCAACUGUGCUUUAUCUAACACAGAAGGGUAUGAGACACAUUUAAAAGACAGGCACCAUAUCAUGCCAACAGUUCAUACAAUAUUAAAAAUGCCAGCUUUUAAGUGUGUCCAUUGCUGUGGUGUCUAUACAGGGAGUAUGACACUCUCAGCUGUUGAUGUGCACUUACUUCGAUGCCGCAAUGCACCUAAAGAUAGCAGCUCUGGAAUGGAGCGUGAUAAUGCAAAUCAGUCACUUUCUCAAGCAGAGACAAAAUGCACUCUUCCGACAAGUAUUGCAGAUAAUGAGGAAAAUGAAUUGUCUGUGCCUUCAAAAAGAAGAAAGGUUGAAGUUAACAUGGACCCAUCAGAAAACCCUGAAGAAAUUUCUCUUGAUAUCCUUGCUUUGGUCCCAAACCAAUCAGAAACUUCCUAUGACUACAAAAAGGACUUUUUAGUCAAAUAUUUUAACACAAGGCCAUAUCCGAGCAAGAAAGAGAUAGCGUUGCUGUCCACAUUGCUAGAUAUGUGGAAGACUGAUGUUGCAUCAUAUAUUGGCACAAGGCGAUACAUGUGCAUGAAAGCUCUCAAGAACCAUAAACAGCAGGUGCUACUUGGAUUUCAGAUGUCUGAACUUAAAAAAGUAAAGCAUAAUAUUGACUUGAAUGAAGAUUACUAAUUGCAUUUCCUCUGAUAUACUAUUGUAUUUCUAGUGACGUGUCAAGGCCCUCACUUUGCAGAAUAGCAUGUAUCUUAUUUGUAUUCACUCUGUGUAACUUUUGAUUACAAUUUUUAAUCCAAAAAAACCCAUAAUCUUAAACGUUUAAGGUCCAUUUCUUUCCCCCCCCCAAUCAUCAUAAAUGCCCUUCAAACCUACAGUGUUAUUCCUUGGGUAUAAGUUAGGUCAGAAGUUUUGUCUGCCAUUUUUAUAUUUAUCCUAUUUGGUUUUUGUCAGGUUUUACACUAGAGCUAUUUUAAGCACUUCUAAGGGGAACUGGACACUUUGUGCAGCAUGAUAAACUGUAGCCUUUGGAUUUAAAAUGCAUUGUCCAAAAUAAAAUCUCAUGCUUACUCUCUAAGCAAAGUAACGGUCAUAGUCCCAUAAAAUGUUUGGCAGAUAAGGCACAUUCUAGGUUGACAGGCUAAUUGGGAAAUUUCUAGUUUUAAGAGCUAACGUUUACCUUCAGGAAAUAACAGGGAGGGCAUAGUGGGUCAAUUCUCGAUAUUCAUUAUUUUCUUUCAUUCUUAUUGGCAUUUCUUUUAUCAUGAUUCAUCCUGUAUGUAUGUAUGUAUGUAUGUUUGUAUGUAUGUCCGAUUAUUGCCUUGUAGAUCACCCUGUAUCUUCUGGCUUUUUUACAAAAGCAUUUCAGAUGUUGCUACAUAUAUCUGAUUGGGGUUUACUGAAUGAGUAUUAAUUAUUGGGGUAGCACAUGGAUCAAGAAGACAAUCAAUGCGGUACCUGUCAGUGCACACAGUACAGACUGCAUGAAAGACAGCGGGUUGCCAAGUGUGCCACUAGUCUAAAUCGUUUACUCAUGUUACACAGCAAUUUUUGGAUUAGCUUUAUUUUUUUGCACUCCAGUUUAUUUAGGUCAUUUUGCAACGUCAUAAGCUAGAAAGUCGAUACACAAUAUAAAUGAAAAAAAAUGUCAAUAUCUUGAUUAUGCCAAUUAGAAAUUUUAGUACAUCACUGACCCAAUCUACCAUAUUGCAUUGCUCCGCGUUCGAAUAGAAACCAAGUAAUGAUAAGCAAGCGGAACACACAAAACAGACUAGUUGCUUAGGUGACUUCUACAAAGUUAGUCUUGCCUACCUACUCUUUAGUGGCAUUUGAUGUAUGAUUACAAUAUUGCGUUGUCGGCUGUGGAUUUGCCUACUACAGUUUUAUUUUGAAAUUAACAUACAAAUAACACUUAAGUUUUUGCAUUUAGUUAAUUACUUUUCAUGUUACAGGACCUUUGUUUUCAAAGGUUUAGGAUGCCCUUUCUUCAAUAUAUGAGGUCCAAAUAGGGAUGUGCUGAACUUUUUGCCUAUUGUUUCAAUAAAGAAAACUUUGUAGUUUUAAAAAAAUUAUUGAGCUAAACUGAGAAACCGAAGCUAUUUCAUUCUUUGAGGUUGAUAACCCCCCCUGUGUUGUGGAAAAUAGCCUCUGCCGCAGACAAUAAUGCCGUUGAAAAUAAUCUUGCCUUUGAGGAUGAGAGGAAUUGCUGUGGUAUAACACAUGAAUUGAGCAUAAUAGCCUUUGAUUCUAAAUGAUUAAUAUGUUUUACCCAUGGCAAUUCUGUAGGGCUAAAUUUUUUGUUGGUUAUGGAAGAGGCAAUGUUCCAUUGCCCUUAUGGACAUGUGUUUAUCUUUUAGCCAAAACAGUCAAAACAAUGGGUGAAGGGAGGGGGUUGUUUGUACUUAGUGUUUAAUUAAUUGUAAGAUAGGAAGUGUAAAAGCAAAUUAAUGCUUUUACUGCAUUGUAUAUUUUUUUUAAUUAAAAGAAUAGGCAGAAAGUAUUUGAGCACAAGUUCUGUUUAUCUAGUGUAUGUUUAAAAAAAAAAAAAAGUGUAUGCUGCCCUUUUUAAUAUAUACAAAUGUACAAUUUGUUACUAGCUUUAAAGGAUUCUGGGACUUUAAGCUAUAGAAAAUUCCUGUCAUUCGGCACCUUCAUUUCUACUUUGCCGUAUUAUGUCUAGUUAAGACUGCUAAUGUUGACAAAAUGGAUUUAUUUAAAAUAAACAUUUGAAAUGAUUAUAAAGGCUACGUUUUAAUCUGUAGCAGAAAUGCAGUGCAAACAAUACCGUUAUUUUGUAUAAUGGCAGAAGAUUCCAUUAAAGGCUUGUUCAAAAUAUGUAUUUUGUGUGAUGCCUUUGCAUGGCUGGGUUACUUAUUUAAUCUGUAUGAGCACUUGAAGAUCUAUGAAGACUAAAUCCAAAAUAUGAACAUUGACGUAGUGGAAAGAGAUUUAUACUUCUCGUUGUUGAGAGAUGCAUCUGUUUAGGCAAUGGUUCACAGGUUUCAUGUUUUCAGGAUAUCCUCACAGGAGUACAGGAAGAUCAGUAAGUCUACCAGGCUUCGCUAAGAAAAUGUGCUUGUCUGAUCCAAAAUGAAGUAGUCCAACCAUUUUGCCUGAGAGCCAGAAAUGCAUCUUUAAUCACUUUCUGUGUUGUAUUUAACCGAAAACAUUUUAAUAAAUGUAAAUUAUUGUUGGGAUCCUGCUAUUCUGCAAAAUGCAUUUAACCUGUACCACACACUUUUAAAAAUGCACCUUUGUCUAUCACCGCUUAUGUUGGCUUCAUAACCAGAGCUGUAUUUCCUCUCCUGUACUCUGCUGUACCACCUGAUCUUCCUUCACUCAUGCAGAAAUGGGUUAGGAAUAGCAAUCAUGCUCUGUAUUAUAAAUCACAUUAUAACAUUUUCGUUACAGCUGGAUGACUAUAGAAAACUGGCACAAUGUCAUCCUAAACUCUUCUUUCUCAUAAAUACAUUACCAUUUGUUUCCUGGGCCUAGAUUGUAAGCAAGCAGGAAUAAGAUACUAUAUGCCAUUUUAUUUGUUUAUUUUGCCAGGUUUUCUGUUUGCUCUAAAAUGUGUUGGUGCUUUGUAAAUAAAAUUGUAUUUAGUUUUA